CUGUUGGAGAUUUAGAGAUAUGUGUCAAACGAAAACCGAAUAGCAGUUUUGGGGAGUUGAAGAGGGGAGAUUUUUUAGUUUUGAGAAAAAGGGGGGAUCCAAUUUUACACCGUGGAGAAUUUGGCUAGGAACGUGCCAGACCGGGGACACAGCGGCUCCGACCCACCGCCGUGAAGAAGAGGAAAAAAAGAGGGACGUCCACCAAUCAAAAGCAGCCAAACGGGCGGAAGUACUAAGACGGACACACGCAUCAACCAAUGAAAGGCCAGCCUGGGUAGGCAGAUGUUUGGUGUUUACCAAUGACAACAAUAAUAAAAAUAGCCGUAGAAAAUGGAGCUUGGUUGCACUGCAGGAUGACACGCAGAUGGACGGAGAGACGUAAAACCGGGAGUAGUGUGCCCAAGGAGCUGAUUUCAGAACUUUUAGUGGAGGGUUAAAACAUAAAUGAUGCUUAAGCUUAAAUGUUUAGGUGAAAUAUCGGAGUCUGUUACAGUUAUUCGUCUGGUUAUCUCUGCAUAUUCCUCUUAAUCAUACACAUACACUAGCUCAUUUUAUAAAACAAACAUAUUUAGUGCUUGCAAUAUUCUGACAAGGCAAGUGGUAAAAUAACUUUCGUUCAUGUAGCCAUCUUGUUUCCGCCUCCAGUUUUGCUUUUUUCUGACUUGGUAACCGAAACGCUAGUAACUCAGGUGUGACAUCAUUUUCAGCACCACUCCGCAAACAGCACACCCUGGUGACGGGCUGCAGUAUAGGUCAUAAAUCCCACUUCCCGCAGCAAAGCUCACGGAGCUGUGGACAAAUUUUAGAAAUUUAUUACACAGAGUAUAAAUUUCCCUGCUCACGAUGUUGACAUGUUUGUAAGACUAGUUUGUGUUCAAGUCCUCUUUUUUUCUGUGCCGCUCCAUUUUUAAAAGUUAUUAGGGGGUUCAUGUUUUCUAUGAUUGACACUUGAUACGGCCUAUGUGCGUACGUAGAUUGUGUAGCUCACCCGGGGGAUAUGUUGUUUGAGUCGAGCGUCAUCACAGCCACUCUCUGCGACUCUCUCGCCGGAUAGGUACAAUGCUACUGCGCAAGUGGUGGAGUGUGCACAAUGUUGGUUUCAGGAAGUGGAGAAAAAAACGCAGAAUUACCAAGAGUUUUUUGGCUUCAAAUCUGUAUACUGGCGGAAGGUGGAACCAAGUUGUCGAUAGUAUAUACAGUCUAUGGCCAUGACCCUUUGCUGCAUGUCACCCCGCAUUCUCCUCUUCCCAGAUCCCUGUCCUUGUUCAACUGCUCUAUCAAGAAAAAGUUUUUAAAAAAUAAUAAUGGAAAAAAUCCUCAACUCAAACAAAUAAAUAACAUUUCAUGUCAGGAAUCAAGACUGUAUCAUCAUCACCCCAGCCAUCAUCUUCAUCCUCCACCACUGUGACAAGGACAUCAGCAUGGACUGUGUUGUUAGGUCAACCCAGCUGAAUGAAAGGAUCGUGAAACACAAGCUGCCAGCAGCUGCUGCAGACUGGGUACAAAAUUGCAACACAAGCGUGAAGCUGUAUUUCAUGUACUGGGACAUGACCAACUGCCUGAAGUCACCUACUGAAACUUUAGAGGAGUAUAACUUUGUGGUGAAAGACAUUCACAAAAAAUAUGAAAAGAAAAUCACAUCUUGUCCUGAUUCAAACCCAAAGGGUGGCAGAUCAGAUAUGAAGCAGGACUUGAAUGAACAGAGACCUCUGCUGGGGGAAGAGGAGAUAUGCUGCAGUACCUCAUCCAGCCAGCAGGAUUGCACAGUCUUCACCACGAUGAGUUGCAAUCAGCUAGGGCUAAGGCUUACCAGCUUCUGAUGACCUUUAGUGCUACUUAUGGGAAGCUGUCACAGUUGUCACAUCACCACCUAAGACCCCAGAGAAAUCACUGCAGCUUUGCCCCUCUUUGCUUUUGUCAGUACAUAAAAAAACAUCCUUCAGUCACAGAUCUGACUGAUCAGAUUACAGGACUUUUAGACUCUUAUUCUACAAACAUUCUCAUGAUAAAGGAACAUGGGGUAAACAUGGCUUGUGUUACAUGUUUAAACCCAUUCUGAUAACCUGUUUAACGCUCUGCACGUAUUGUUUCACUGUUUUUCAGUCCUUUUGUACCUCUGCUUCUGUUUGCAUGCCAACUCUGUGUUUACUCCUCCUGGAUCUAUUUGAUCCAAAAGCUGUCACCCUGGGAACAUGCUGAAGUCUAUUCCUGCUGCUGUAACACAAUAUAUUUGUACAUCUUGUACAUAGGACAAUCACCGCCUUAGUAACUGCCAUUAUAAAAAGAACUAUACCAGUGGAAAAAUAAGAGUCAGACUAUAUGAUGCAGUUUGAGUUAAAAAUGCUAAAAAAGAACAUCUAGUUUAAUUUUGUUGUUUAUUAUGCGAGACACUGCUAUAGCUGUAAACAAAACUGUGUUAUAAUCACUCUUUUUACCAUAGACUGUACAUACUAUGGACAACUUGGUUCCACCGUAUGUCGCAGUACAGUGUUGUUUUCGUUGACUAUCGUUGAAUAUUUCGUCAACGCCCUUUUUUUUUCAUGACGAAGACGUGACGUUUACGAGCUAAACAUACGUCUUAGAUGACUAAAAUGUGACGAGAUGAAUGUGCGUUUAUGUUGACGAGAUUAGACGAAAAUGUUAGUGGUGGACGAUGAACAGAGUUGCAAAAUUCAUGAGCAUUUCGUCAGUCAAAUGCUAAACAUAUAUUCUGCAGUGUUGUUUUUGUUGACGGUGAGGUUGAUGAAAACAACACAGCGCAGUAUACAGAAGAUUUGAAGUCGAAAAGCUCUCUGUAAUUCUGCGUUUUCUCUCCACUUCCUGAAACCAACAUUGCGCAGUAGUGUUGUAUGCACUCCACCACUUGCACAGUAGAUUGUGCGUAAUUGGUGGGAGAGUCGCUUAGAGCUGCUGUGAUGAUGCUCAGCUCAAACAGCAUGAUGUAAUGUAUGUAUGUAAUCUUCGUACGCCCAUUGGCUGUAUCAAGUGUCAAUCAUAGAAAACAUGAACCCCCAAAUAACUUUUAAAAAUGAAGCUGUACAGAAAAAAAGAGGACUUGAACACAAACCAUCGCAAGCGGGGGAAAAAAAUAUGUUCUGUGUAAUCCAUUUCUAAAUUUUGUCCACAACCCCAUAGGGAUUGCUGGAGGAGGCGGGAUUUAUGACCUAUACUGCAGCCCGUCACCAGAGGGUGCUGUUGUGGCGUGGAGGCAGACGGCGUCCAUUCUAUAUACAGUCUAUGCUUUUUACUGAAUCCGGCUCCGUGCAGAAAUGAUCCGGUCCGUGUCUUCUGUCCAACUUCUGAGUUUACUUUCUGAAGUACAGCAGUAACCACGCUGUGAGCGUAGAGUGUGUGUCUGUGUGUCUGUGUGUCUAAGUGUGGAGGUCGAGUCGAGUUAAAUAUUGGAGGGGAAAACACUCACACAGACAGACUUUACGGUAUCCCCUCACAAACCAGGAUCCACGAGCUGUCAUGGUCCUGCAGUCAGAGCAUGCGCGUUCAUUAACGCUGCAUCAAUAUUCAAGAAACAUGCUGCAUCCAAGUAGCCCAUGCGCCAUGACCCACGUGCUUCCACACUAUGACGUAAUCAUAUCAGUGGAGUUACAUUCAAAAUAAACACUGAGCACUCAGGAUGAUAAUUGGUGUAAAGUACUACUCUCUACCAGAGCAGUGGACAAAGCCCAGCAUUUAUCCAAUGAGCGUCUAGUUUCGCUGCUGGAACAACCCACUUUGAGCUUCCACAUUGAAGUCAGCAGAAGCUGAGCGUCCGACUGUGUGAAGCGCUGAGGCGCUGCGAGGAUGAAUGAGAACGAAGUUUAGAGCUGUGAUUAUUAGCUUCUUAUCACAGUGUGAUAAGAAGCUGAUUCUGAACAAAAGAUGAAGGCUUUCUAGCGCGUAUUUAGUUAAUGAAAUGUACACACAGCAGUACGUAUUUCACCACCUUUUUCUUUUUUUUUUUUUUUUUGGGGGGGGGGGGGGGGGGGGCAUUUUAAGGGAAGCUGAGCUUCCCUUGCAGCCUUACAGCAAUCGCCACUGGUAUAUACACAUAUUUUGUUAAACCCUGGGAUAACUACUACAACUUCCAAUCUGAAGUUGAAAGACAUUUCUGAGUACUAGUACUAGUACUAGUACUCAAUACUAGUACUGGGUACUAGUGUCCUUGAAAAAUACAAUUCAAAUAAAAGAUAAAAGCUUCAUAAAGGCUACAGUGUAGAACAUUGAAUUUCCCUUUAGGGAUUAAUUAAGUUCUUCUAAGAAAAUUUAAACUCUAAUUUUCUAGACCGUAAAUAAAACUACAGAUGUAAAGAUUUAGUUCUGUAGAAAUGGAGGAGCUACUCUCUGAGUCAGCAGUUUGUUUUGAUCUAAAAAUUUUGUUAUCUUAUUGUUUUUAACCCUGUUCACUGUGACACUUGUAUCGACUGAUAGCAGUUGAAUUUGUUGUCCUCUCUUCAGAAUAUGUGUUGUCACGUUAGCUCACACUCACCCGAUCCUCCAGGACGGACGAACAAUCAAAAGCAUCAACUACCAGAUCAGUAACGGCUGCAGUCGGCUGAAAAAUAAAGUUUCUGGAAAGUCCAAGAGGGUAAAUUCAUCUAAAGUUUUGACCCCAUAGAAAGAUGUAUUCAGUUCUACAUUUGUAAACCUUUUAUGUUUUUCACACCUGUGAGUUUUCUGCUUUUUAACCUUCUCUGUACCCAUUACAGGGCGGUCAGUUCCUCACUGAUUACGCACCUCUGUGUAGGAUAACAUGCACAGAUGAAACUGAGUACACGAUCUACAGGUGAGGCAGCAGUUUUUGGUCCAGUUUUAUGUUCUAUAUGUUUGUGACUCCUCCUCAAUAACGUGUGUUACAUUCAUAGCUGCAUCCGGGGCCGGUUACUCGAGGUCAAUGAGAGUAUUUUGGAAACACCUUCACUCCUGCUGGAAAAGGUAAAGAGGAUGUUUUUGCCCUGCAUUUAUCAAAGUCAUGUGCAUAUGCGUUUAUGUCCAUCUGUGAAUUCACAUUCUGUACCUGAUUAUUUGACAUGAAAUACUUUGUGUAACUCAUAAAUAAUGUUAGUUUUUGUCAUUAAUAACUGUAGUGUUGGUUUAUUGGAGUUUCACUUUGUCAGAUAAUUGAAAGUGUGAAAGUGUUUUUAUGUUUAAAUCCAAACAGCCAUCCACUGAAGGAUACAUCGCUGUCAUCCUGCCUAAGUUCGAGGAGAGCAAAAGUAUCACAGAGAACCUCCUGAGCAGAGACCAGUUUGAGAGCCUGGUCUCUAAACGUACUCUCCCUCAAACACAGCCCUUCUGACAGAGUUUGGGGUUGUGCCUUGUCUAAGUUUGGACUUUUCCAG
Messenger RNA from Xyrichtys novacula (pearly razorfish), 5336 nucleotides. NCBI's taxonomy places the organism in Eukaryota, Metazoa, Chordata, Actinopteri, Labriformes, Labridae. The record is from the annotation of a GenBank genome assembly.